UGAGAUAAAAUCACUGUUGGCAAGGUUACGACUGCUCAGAUGGAAGAAGGAUUAGAAAAACGUGCAUUUUGUAGCAAGGACUGAUUGGUAUCGCACUAGGUGGGACGGCAUUGAUAGACACGGAGCUCCUGUGCAAAUUAUCAUUUUUACAAUGUAUUAUUGGCCCUGUACAAACGACCGUAACAAAGAAGGGCCUUGAUUGUCCAAACACUCAGUCCAUGCAAAUUUCCAAGGCUUUAUGCAUAACAAACAGCUUUCGGUUUGUUCGUUCGCUUUCUGUUACAACAGUGUAUAGUGUAGAUAUUUCGAACUCGUAUCAUGAUUUCUAUGGAAGAUUAUGGCAUCCAGACUCUGGCCCGGUUUUGUGUAUUCACCUUAAUUUCACUAUUUCUGUAUAGUUUAUUUGACUUCUUUCAAAGCACCGACGAAUGCAUAAAAAACAAACAACAGUCGAUCGACACUGAGGAUAAUUCAGGAGCACGCCGCAGCAGGGUCGCCUCGGGGCCCGUAUCCCGUAUCUUCAGCGAAGUGAACUCUGUUUACGAUGCCUUUCUUCACGGCUUGAAAAUUUCAAAGGACUCGCCUUGCUUAGGGUGGAGGUUGCCUAGCAACGGGGAAUAUGCAUGGAUCACAUAUAAUGAGGUUCAUGGACGAGCGUACAGUGUAGGAUGUGGGCUGGUCUGUCUCGGUUGCCAACCGUCGCAAGCCACUCACUUGGGCAUUCUUGCGCCAAACUCAGUUGAGUGGUUCCUGACAGACCUCGGGUGUCAGAUGUUUUCAAUGAUAACAGUCCCCAUAUAUGACUCGCACGGGUACGCCGCUUGUACACACAUCAUCAAACAAGCUGGUUUACAGUCCAUCGUUUGCCAUUCCUCAAAGGUUAGCUUCCUAUUGUCAGCACUCAAUCAAUACGACGUCGGAAUUAUCCGAAGUCUGGUGACGGUAGGCGUACCGAUUUCUUCAAGCGAUCGAUCAGCCGCCGCAAGAUUAAGAAUCAAAGUUAUCAGCUUUGAGGAUUUAGAGAAACUUGGUGAGACGAACCCGAUACAAAAGAAGCCUCCAAAAUCAGACGAUUUGUACACGGUGUGCUAUACAAGUGGAACAACAGGUACUCCAAAAGGAGCGAUGCUGACUCACGAUAAUGUCAUAUCAGAUUUAUCUGCAUUUUUAUACGUUUUAAAACAGCACGGGCGAAGUUUUGGAGUAGACGACGUCCACUUAUCAUUUCUUCCUCUCUCGCACAUGUACGAGAGGGUGAACCAGAUUGUUAUCUUCAUGAAUGGUGGGAAAAUUGGAUUUUUUAACGGCGACAUUAAGAAACUCCUAGAUGACUUCAAGACACUGAGGCCUACCGUAUUUGGGGCGGUACCUCGUCUACUUAACAGAAUACACGACAAGGUCACAAAUGAAAUAAAUAAGAGUUGGAUAAAAAGGUGGAUCUUCCAAAUCGCUUUAAAUGCCAAGAAAAGAGAUCUAGCCAGGAAAAUAGUCAGGAGAGAUACGAUAUGGGACUAUCUGAUAUUCAACAAAAUACAGGCCUUACUCGGAGGACGAGUCUGGUUUAUCAUCAGCGGAUCCGCUCCUCUCUCACCCAAAGUCGCAACCUUUAUAAGAUGUGUCAUGGGAUGUCAGGUACAAGAAGGAUAUGGACAGACAGAGACUGUUGCAUCUGUAACGCUUCAGUUACUUGACGACUUUACUGCUGGUCACGUGGGUCCCCCGACACCUGUGAACGUCGUAAAAUUGGUAGAUGUCCCAGAAAUGGAUUAUUGGGCUAAAAAUAAACAAGGAGAGAUUUGUGUAAAAGGGAGAAAUGUGUUCAAGGGCUAUCUACACAAUCCUGCAAUGACCGCUGAAGUUCUUGACAAAGAUCGCUGGCUCUACACAGGCGAUAUAGGGGAAUGGACAACGAACGGUACCCUUAAGAUCAUUGACCGUAAAAAGAACAUCUUUAAGCUUUCUCAGGGAGAGUAUAUUGCGCCACAGAAGAUCGAAAAUAUUUACCUGAGGAGCCCGUUUGUUGCACAGAUAUAUGUCCACGGAGAUAGCAUUCGGUCAUUUUUGGUAGCUGUUGUGGUACCAGACGCGGAGGUGCUCGAGGCCUGGGCCGAGAAGAAAGGGAUCCCUGGAGACCUGAAGAAGCUCUGUCAAAAUAAGACUGUUCACCAGAGGAUAUUUGAGAGUAUGGUCAAGGUCGGGGAAGAAAGUCAACUGAAUUCGUUAGAGAAGGUACGCGGAAUACAUUUGUGUUCAGAGGCCUUUUCAAUAGAUAACGGCCUUUUGACUCCGACUUUGAAGAUCAAAAGACCGCAGAUGUCGACGUUCUUCCGAGAUAUUAUCGACAACCUCUACACGACGGUUGUCGCGAGUGGCGCUGUGUAAAUUCAAUAACACAGAGAGCCGUAGCAGGCCACGUAAAAGGUAUGGAUGCCAUACUUGUGGAAGAAAGAGAUGGCAGACAUUUGUUGGUGAUCAUAUUCCACCAAAUAAGUUAU
Molecule: messenger RNA, 2495 nt
Organism: Nematostella vectensis (starlet sea anemone)
Lineage: Eukaryota; Metazoa; Cnidaria; Anthozoa; Actiniaria; Edwardsiidae
Product: long-chain-fatty-acid--CoA ligase 1
Exons: 23
Coding region: 319-2382 (687 amino acids)
Biological process (GO): long-chain fatty acid metabolic process
Cellular component (GO): membrane; endoplasmic reticulum
Molecular function (GO): long-chain fatty acid-CoA ligase activity
Source: RefSeq, a predicted model, not a curated record